Molecule: messenger RNA, 3450 nt
Organism: Acanthaster planci (crown-of-thorns starfish)
Lineage: Eukaryota; Metazoa; Echinodermata; Asteroidea; Valvatida; Acanthasteridae
Source: RefSeq, a predicted model, not a curated record
ACCACUGCACAAAUAACUCAGUUUACGAAACGUGAACAAAAGCGAACAGCCCGCAAGCCACAUUUUUGCGUGUCGUGUCAACUUAUAGCUGAUCAAAUUUUUCAUUUUAUCUACCAUGUCUAUGUAUCUCAUGGACAUAAUGGGAGGGAAAGGAUAGGAAAGAAAAAAUGGAAGGAAAAUAAUGACAGAAAAUUGAAGAUACGUACUGCACUUUGAAGAACAUGAUUGGGUGUUAUCAUUAGCAUAAGUGGUUGGCAGUGCUCCAAAUCGUUUGUGUAAUUAUUUACCAUAUCAACCUCUGCCCCACUGCUGGGAAAAACCAGACAUUUUUCUGUGCCUACACACUGUACGCUUUCAUCUGCACCAAUAGGGAACUGGCUUUGAAUGAUAAAAGUCUGUUAUCGGGGAGUGUCUCAGUGUCAUAAAAGGCCUGUGCUUUGACUGAUCACUAACCACAGAUCUAUUGUGGUUACAAGGAAAUAAAAUAGUUCAGUAAAAAUACAAGCAUACAUUGAAUUUGUGCUGUUCUGGAUGAACUGUAUGGAAAACUACAUUCUCAGUUUCCGGGUAUUUUUGUUGGUUUAUUUGACUGGUUGGUUGUAACAACGACCGCACCAACAGUUCCUCAUUAAUUGUUGGAAUUACACGUACUGUAUUUUUUCCCAAUUGUAGUGCUAGCCCCGUUAUAAUUGUGGAUUUUAUGUGAUUAUUUGAAUGAUGUGAAGAAGUGAACGCUGGUGAUUUGGGCCCUAAACUGCUGUCCUGAUCGCUUUGGGAGAAGAGGUAUGUUUAACCAACAAGCGAGCUUCAAAAUUCAAAGUCCACGAUGUCCGCAUACAAUGUUCCCUGCCUGGCAGUGCCUGCAGAGAAGGUUUGCCGAGACAUCGAAUGUAGCAGCCCACCACCACCGCUGCCAGCACCACCACCAAAGUGCAUGGUGGAGUGCCCAUCCUGGUUGUGGUAUCUUUUCCUGCUAUUAGUUCCCGUUGUUAUAGCCAGCGUGUGUGCAAUACUGUAUCGCAGGAGAAGACGGCCGGGAAAGAGUGACGAUGUUGGUUCGGGUUCAUGCGCUCGCUAUCCUCCCGUUGCUCAAUCUAAAAGUAAGAAAUAUAGUUUCAACUUCCUGGCGUCACGCCCCAAAUCAAAGGGAAAACCAGAUGAAGAGAGAGUGGCUGGGGAAGACCCACAUCGUGAGACCAAUGCCAGAGCCUCUCAAGAGCAGUCGGGUCCUUCAGGGGCCACGGCUACCACUAGCAGUCCACAGCGCUCGUCGCACACCACAGAGAAUGAAAGGAAGAGGUCUGGAAGCAAGACUGGAAAGGUAAGUCCGGAGGGAGAGGUCACGAGCAGGCCAGCCAGUGCCACCAACAAUGCCCGAGUAAGGUCUCAGCCGCAAGGACCCAGCGAGAAUGGUGCAAAGGCGAGCAACAUGAAACAGGGUGCGGCAGAAACCCCAAAGUUGAAGAAAGUGCCCAAUGAGAAGAGGGAAUUAAACAACGCCAGCAGAAAGGCACCAGCUGCCAGUAACGUCAAACCAAGCGAGGCCAAACCCCCCGACUUAAAGAAAGUGCCCGACGAGAAGAGGGAAUUGAACAACAGCAGCAGAAAGGCACCAGCUGCCAGUAAUGUCAAACCAAGCGAGGCCAACCCCCCCGACUUAAAGAAAGUGCCCGACGAGAAGAGGGAAUGGAACAACAGCAGCAGAAAGGCACCAGCUGCAAAGAAGUAGACUCUCAUCCUUUCCCCAGAAAGGAAAAUUGCACCCCCCACCCCAAGUGCAUGCAUUAACUGAGAUUAUGGAGCGCAAACCAAAAACAAUGAAGGAAAGAAAAUGGGGGGGGCGGGGCAGCAUCAGCGUAUCAAGAACCCCCCAAAUUUUGGGCCAUCAAAGGAAUGAUACGACACGUUGAAAGAAUUGUGGGCGAUAUAAUCAACUGUGGGGAAGAUACAUUUUGGGAAAGCAAAAUGCACAGUAGAAUUUUGGGAAAUAAAGCCAACUUGUGCCUGGAUCACUUUCAUGGUGAACUUGGGAGAAAAAAAAGGAAAACAGAGGGCAGCUGAAAACAAAGUUUUUAGGUACAGGCAGGUAGAUUUUUUUUCUGGAGAAGUUAUGUAACUGAUUUAUGUGGACAGGGCGGGAUGAUUACUUAUGUUUGGAUGAUUGCAUGUCCUUUUGUCUCAUAAGUUUACAUAAUUGUAUGCUAGAUGCACUUUGAUCAUUUCUGUACAUAAGUGCCCUACGUUUUGACAGAGAAGGGGCUUGGUAGACACCAGACCACCACGCUGCCAUGCUCCCUUGCAAAAUCCUCCUGGGUCUUCACACCUACAGCUUGUGCGUACUUUGUUCCGUGAGUGCAUGAAGGAUGUGUGAAGGCACAUGGGUGGUCUGUCUCAAUACAGUACAGCGCCCCCUAUUGUCCAUGCGCCAGGAGUCCACAGAGGUUGAAAAACCUGAAAUGCCUUGUAAAUUGCAGAUUUUGGCUCUUUUUACAGCUAGCUCCAAGCAGACGCAUUGUGAAUUUCAUGUACUCACACUAAAUGACAUUUAAUUGUUUCAUGCAGACAAUCUUAUUACAUGCAGCGUUAUUCUAAUCAGUCAUUUCAUGUUUGGCACAGAAUGAUGCGGUGUGGUGUCGUGAUUGCCUAUGAACUUUAUGCGCAUCCAUAUUGCACCAGAUGAGUGUGGUUAUUCCGUGCAUUCCUUUGUUUCUCAUGGUAGAAGUAGACUUCUAAUUGUUCUGGCUUUUUCUGAAAGGACACAGAAACUUAAAACAAUAUCAUGUUAUGUUAUUUCUGUCUCAUUCAGUUAGUAUAGUGAUACCAGCUUGGUGUGUAAAACAUCCAACUCAUUUUUGGAAUAUAUUUCUGUGGUAUUAGAUACUCGGUAUAAUUCUAUAUAUGUAUACACAUGUACCUUAUGUAAAUAAUUAUUUCAAACAUGUAAACCGGUGUAUGAGAUAUUCUGUACAUUUGCAGUGGAGUGAUUGUUAACCAGGGGCCUUUUCAUUUUCAAAUUGAUGUGAAAUUCUUCUGAACAAUUUGACUGUUGUUAGCCAUAAAAGGGGAAUCGAUAAAUGAAAUGCAGGGUAUUUAUUUUUGUGCUCAAAACUAGAUAUUCUAACUGAUUUUAUGAUUAUUCCACAUUGAACACACAUUUAAAUUUACAGACACAACUGACCUUGACUGUGGCAUAUUGCUCAGACGUUGAAAAGAAUAAAAUCUUAGAAUUACUUUCCUUCCUCACAAAACCACAAUCAGUUUUAUCUAUUAUCAAUAAAAAAAGGAAGUAUUUUUUAGCAAGCUGAUCUACAGCAUGAAAUAGAAGGGGUAAAAUCUGUUAUCUUUGCAAUACAUUGUAUAUAACAUUGACCCCAGUAGCCUUUGCUAUUUUUAUGCUGGUUGGGAUUUCCAUGCAUAAAGGUGUGGCUAUGAUUACUAAUGCUCAAAAUA